ACCAGUCAGUUUACUAUCUCGUUUCUUAUUAGCUGUCACUACCAACUACCACCAACAGCCAUCCUCCACCGCGGACCACCGACCACCGACCGCCAUUCCACACCUCAAUUUACAGACAUUCGCCUUCAGGAAUCCCUGAUUUUAUCAGCUCCACCUAUGGCGACCACCACUACGUCUCCACCUCCAUCGUCACCACAUGAAGAAGUAGAGAACGACAACCUGCAUCAGCUAAUCUCCGGUUCACAGCCCCCGGCGGCGUCCGUCACGACACCGCCGUCGCCAAUUGAAGAAGUAGACCACCGCCAGCAAUUUGCAAACUCAAAUUCGCCUUAUUCGCCACCACAGACAUCCGUCUCCCACCAACCGGAAAACCAGGUCGACCGCCAACAACCACCGCCUGAAUACGUUGAAGACCAACGGGAACCUCCGAUUCUUCCUUCACCUCCAUUAGAAGAAAAUGUUACCGAAGGUCGGCAGACUUCGUCACCGCCUUCGCUUUCACUCCAUUCACAACCACCAUCGCCAACAUCAACAGGAGAUGAACAUCCUCCGGAAAACCUUAACCCUAAUCAUGAAUCUCCAGUUUCAAAGCAAUCGCUAUCACCAUCAACGCCGACAACAAGACCAGAAGAUACUGUGCACAUCCCUAAUUGUAGUCCUAACCAGGAGCAUAAAUCUCCGUCUCCAUCUUCACCGCCACCACGACCAGAAGAUCCUAUGGAAAGCCCUAAUUAUGGUAAUAACCCUAGCCCUAACCAGGAUCAUCCACCCCCGACGCAAAAUUCGCCGCCACCAGGACCACAAGAUCCCGUGGAAAGCCCUAAUUAUCGUAAUAACCAUAACCCUAACCCUAGCCAGGAUCAUGAAUCUCCGUCUCCAUCUUCGCCGCCACGUCGAUCUCCAUCUCAAUCACCAUCAGCAACAACACUCCAAGCAAGCCCUAAAGCAGAUGAAUCACCUAAAGACCCAUAUUCAUCGCCACCACCAACCGCCGAUUCGCCAUCGUCACCCCAGGAUACCCUAGAACCCAACACUGACCUAAUUCCACUACCUGCACCACCAGUAGGAGUACCAUUCCUCCUCCACACCGUGGCCAGCUCUUCACCAAGUAAACCACAAGCCUCACCCUGGACCCACCCCGAAACUGCGAACCUGAUCCAAGCUUACCAAGAAAAAUGGUACUCUGUAAAGAAGGGACCCCUCAAGGCCAGCCAGUGGGAAGAAGUAGCUAUCACGGUGGCUGUACGCUGUGGCUACGAUGAGCCCACCAAAACAGCCAAACAAUGCCGCCACAAGAUUGAGAAACUGCGUAAGCGUUACCGUUCAGAGAGGGGCAAACCUCGAUCCAAAGCCACUGUUUGGAAUUUCUUCAAACUCAUGGACAACCUGCAAAAAGGGCCUCUGCCGAUUUCAUCAUCACAGCCUAUGGAAUUGGUCGAAUACAAGAACCCAAGCAGUUCGAAUGGCAAAAAGAGGAAGAACGAUGACAAUGAUGAUGGUGGAAGCGAGAGGGUUAUGCGAGGCUUGAGGACUCCAGUGGUUCACAAACAUAAAGGGUUUUAUCAGGAAGAUAAUGGGGAGGAGGAGGAGGAAGAAGAAGAAGUAGAAGAGGGCAGUGAUGAUGGUGAAGAUGAAGAAGGGGUAGCAGUACAAUUGGCAGCAGAAAUAAAGGGUUUUGCUGAGAGGUUUGUAAAAAUGGAGAACAAGAAGAUUGAGAUGAUGAGGGAUACAGAAAGGUACAGGAUGGAGAUGGAGAAUAAGAGGAUGGAAAUGAUACUUGAAUCAAGGAAGAUGCUUUUAGAGAUAGUAAACAAAGCUUUCAAUAGCAGCUCUCAUAAAACACAGAAGAAGCUGUCUGCAAGCUGACAACAAUUCAAGAUUCAAAAGGUUCAAGCUUUCUUUCCUUGUGUAGUCUACGAACUAUUUCUGUUCUGCCCUCUUUUAAUAAUUAGAUUGUAGGUUUAAACAACUUUCAGGUCC
Cynara cardunculus var. scolymus (artichoke) is the source of this 1980-nucleotide messenger RNA. RefSeq names its product extensin-like. NCBI's taxonomy places the organism in Eukaryota, Viridiplantae, Streptophyta, Magnoliopsida, Asterales, Asteraceae. The record is from RefSeq and is a predicted model, not a curated record. Bases 157 to 1866 code for a protein of 569 amino acids. The transcript has 2 exons. Gene Ontology annotation, molecular function: transcription cis-regulatory region binding. Gene Ontology annotation, cellular component: nucleus.